Bactrocera tryoni is the source of this 485-nucleotide messenger RNA. RefSeq names its product cytochrome c oxidase subunit 7A1, mitochondrial (gene COX7AL2). The transcript is spliced from 3 exons. Gene Ontology annotation, biological process: mitochondrial electron transport, cytochrome c to oxygen; mitochondrial respirasome assembly; regulation of oxidative phosphorylation. Bases 213 to 401 code for a protein of 62 amino acids. Lineage: Eukaryota; Metazoa; Arthropoda; Insecta; Diptera; Tephritidae. The record is from RefSeq and is a predicted model, not a curated record.
CUUCGUUAUCGUGAGUGCACGUAAUGCACUUCGUUAAAAUCGAAUUGGAUCCGAAACUCACUUCCUUGGUUAAUCUAUAAAUGUUUAAUAUUGAUUUGAGCAACAAAUAAUAUAAACUUAUAACAAUUACAACUCUUUCAAGGAGUGCAAGUACUACUGAUUUAUAUGCGUGUUAAUAAUUGUGUGCUUACAUAAUCAUUUUCAAUAUAAUAAUGGCAUUACCCGAUGGACUUGCAAGUAGCAUGAAGAAAUUUCAAGCACAUAAUGAUCUACCGGUCUUUUUAAAAGGAGGUCCAGCAGAUAAGGUAUUAUUUGGUUUGACUGUAGGGCUCUGCGGCUUAGGUAUUAUUGGUAUGUUGCAAAUGGUGUAUACACUGGGAUUUAAAAAGAAAUCGGCUUAAAAUAAUUGCAACACUUUCAAUUAAAUGAAAGAUGUGAAAAAUAUUAACAUAAUAAAUAUGAAGAACUGAUAUCAAAUCAUUAAA